This is a messenger RNA of Ostreococcus tauri, 1491 nucleotides long. RefSeq names its product Clathrin adaptor, mu subunit, C-terminal. Lineage: Eukaryota; Viridiplantae; Chlorophyta; Mamiellophyceae; Mamiellales; Bathycoccaceae. Gene Ontology annotation, biological process: intracellular protein transport; endocytosis. The record is from RefSeq and is a predicted model, not a curated record. The transcript has a single exon. The coding region runs from base 1 to 1491 and encodes 496 amino acids. Gene Ontology annotation, cellular component: clathrin adaptor complex; cytoplasmic vesicle.
AUGGCGCACUGCGUCUCGGGCGUGUUCGUCGUGAACCUGCGCGGGGACGUCCUGAUCACCCGGGCGUACCGAGACGAGAUCGAUCGAACCGUGCUCGACGCGUUUCGCACGCAGAUCUUAUUGGAUCGACAUGAUGGAAAAUCGGUCCACGCGCGCGCCGCUCGACGCCGACGCGCGGACGAUGGGUCGCGCACGAACGCGCCGAAGCGCGUGAUUGGAUCGGUGACGUAUUUCAUGAAACGCUCGCGCGAUGUCUACGUGGUCGGGGUGCGGCGAGGGACGGCGAACGCGGCGACGCGCGCGCGGGACGGGUGGGAGACGGCGCGGGACGCGGCGGCGUUUACGUUCCUAUCGCACGUCGUGCGGUUGUGUCGACAGUACUUCGGCGCGUGCGACGAGGGCGCGAUCAGGGAGAACUUUGUGCUCUUGUACGAGCUCUUGGAUGAGAUUUGUGACGACGGGUAUCCGCAAAUCACGGCUGGGGAGUCGCUGCGACACUUCAUCACGCAAAAGAGCGCGAAGAGCGAGUCGGGGAUGUCCAAGGAGGAGAUCGAACGCAAAACGGCGAAGGAACAGCGACGGGCGGUUGAGGCGGCGAAGCAAGUGACGAGCUCGGUGGCGUGGCGACGGCCGGGGUUGGUGUAUAAGAAGAACGAAGUGUAUCUGGACAUUGUGGAGAGCGUGAAUUUGAUGAUGAGCGCCGAGGGAACCGUGUUGAGAUCGAGCGUGCAGGGAUCGAUCAUGAUGAAGGCGUUUUUGAGUGGCAUGCCCGAUCUCAGCGUCGGUCUGAACGAUCGAUUGGGUGAGCACACGCGGGUGUCGGCGACCGGAGAGGACGCGGGGGCGUCGGCGGCGCGCAAUCGGAAGCUCAUCGACCUGGACGACUUGCAGUUUCAUCAGUGCGUGCGAUUGCACAAGUUCGCGUCGGAGAAGGUGAUCGAGUUCACCCCUCCCGAUGGCGAGUUUGAACUCGUGCGCUAUCGCGUAUCCGAUAACGUCACGCUGCCGUUCAAGCUCAUGCCCGCGGUGAAGGAGCUCGGUCGAACGCGGCUCGCGAUGAGCGUCAACUUGCGCUCGCUGUACGACCCGAGCACGGUGGCGAACGAGGUCCGAGUACGCAUUCCCGUGCCAAAGCUCACCGCAAGAGCGACGAUUCGUGUGAGCGCGGGUAAGGCGAAGUACGUUCCCGAGGAAGGGUGCUUGCGCUGGAAGAUCAAAAAGCUCGCGGGACACCAAGAGUUGCAGCUCGACGCCGAGGUUAUGCUCGCGAACACGCUGAGCGAUCACAAGCCGUGGGUCCAACCCCCGAUCAACAUCGAGUUCAACGUUCCCAUGUUCACCGCGAGUGGUCUGAGGAUCCGAUUCCUGAACGUCGAGGAGCGGAACAUGGGGAACUACGACGUCACUCGAUGGGUGCGAUAUUUGUGCCAGAGCGGCGACGGGCGCGGCUCGUAUGAGAUUCGCGUCGACAACAGAUUCGCAACGCAGUGA